AUGGCCGCCCAAGGAACCCCUUUAGAAUACAAUUUUGGGCCUGACGAAGAGGAGAUCUACCGUCUGACUAUCCAGCACGAACUCUUCAAGUCAGCUUACUCAGCGCUCAUUUUGGCUCCCAUCAACCUCUCCCAGCCAGGUUUGAAAAUUCUAGAUUCCGCAACAGCAGAUGGCCUCUGGCUUCGUGAGCUGCAGCCCAGCCUUGCCACCCCUCACUCUCUUGUCGGCACCGACAUAAACCCUAAUUUCUUUCCUCAUACACCAACAGAUGAUAUCACGCUCAAGGUGCAGGACAUCACAAAGCCCUGGCCAGCCGAUUGGGCCGGCCAAUAUGAUCUCGUUCAUUCUCGGAAUGGGCUCGCAGGUUGUGGUUCUUUCCCGGUCUCAGAAGCCUUGAAGAACCUUAUCGGCUUGGUGAAGCCAGGAGGGUGGAUUCAGCUCGUUGAGAUGAGCUUUGAAGGCGUAAAAGAUACCUCAGGACCCCUGUUCGAGUUCAAAGUCUUGCUCGAUGCGUUCUUCUCUGCGGCGAAAGCGCAGUGGAAUUUUGCCAAUCGUUUGGAAGGGUGGCUUGUUGAGGCGGGUAUGGUAGAUGUGGAGGUCAAGAUUUCUCAGAUGCCGUAUGGCAAGGCCUGUGAUGAUGAGGAGACUGCGAAGAAGAGUCUAGAAAGCUUCAGACAUGGGGCGAUAGCCGUUUGCGGUGCUGCCAGGGCGAUGGGUGUCGACGGAUUCGCCAGUGAGCAAUUGGAUGCUUUUCCAGGAAGGCUCGACAAGUACUUGAUGGAGCAUCGAGCCGAAGUCCCUGUGGUCUGUGUAUGGGGACGCAAGCCAUUGUAG
Molecule: messenger RNA, 834 nt
Organism: Cadophora gregata
Lineage: Eukaryota; Fungi; Ascomycota; Leotiomycetes; Helotiales; Ploettnerulaceae
Exons: 3
Coding region: 1-834 (277 amino acids)
Molecular function (GO): methyltransferase activity
Source: RefSeq, a predicted model, not a curated record